UGCAGUAGGUAUAACUUGUAGCAGCCUCUGGGAUCCAAGUCUGCCCAAUCUAAAAGCACAUAGCUGUUUGUGAGCAUCAAAUUGUGGGAAAAUGGCUCUCCAAAGAUGAAGGGAGAAAAAGAUUGGUGUUACGGGGUUCUCUCUUACCAUCUGUGCAAACGAGGAAAUCCUACUACUUUUCCUUAUUCUCCAGCAGUUCACAUGCUCAUCAUGUGAGUCUGUUAUGUACACUUGAUGUGGUUCUGUCAGACGUGUGCUUAGAGGCCAAGGUAUUCAGGAGGCAGAUAAUCUGUUGUUGUAUUCUUCUUAAAGGGCCUACGAAAUAUUUUCCUGUAGGCAGGGAUGAGUGAAGGAGUGCCCGUGGAGAGCAAUCACACUUGGUAGCACAAUGGGUCGCUCUGGGGAACGUGCACUUGGAGCUAACCUUAAUGGGUGGAGGGAUGUGCCUGUUGGUAGACACACUAUUGCCUGUCACUGUUUUACUUCAUAGGUGAGAGUCAGACCAGACAAAUGAGCUGUAACAAGAAAAAUUGCACUGACAAAAUGAUCUACUCUAUAUAAAAGUUGAUGGCAGAGCUGCUUCUGAAAGAGAGAUCAUAACCCCUGACAAAUGUUGAAAUGAAGAAAUUGUAUAACUGAGUUGGUGCCCUGUCUGACAGAGCCAAGAUACUGUCUGGAAUGGGAGGAGAUGUGUGGCAGCUGCGCCUCCAGCUGUGCAUUGCUGUUGUGCUGCUCUUUGGUGUAGGAAGAGGGAGAGAGCUCCCGGGCAGCCUGAGCUGCCUGAAUAACUAUGUGACUACCGUGAGCUGUGUGUGGGAAAUGGAGGAGCCCGUGAGCGAGGGACCUUUCCACCUGCAUUUCACCAACCUCUGGUCAAAGGGCCACAACACCAGCUGCAGACUUACUGCCAGAGAAAGCAUGCAGAACCAGUACCACUGCACAAUCCAUUUAGCCAGCCAGAUCUUGGAAACAGAUGGUUAUAGAGUCACUCUCCAAGGCAACUUCUUUGGGCGCAAUCACACGUACAUCAUCUUUCCAGAGUACAAUCCCCGCGAGCACAUAAAACUUGAUCCACCUUUGAACAUCCAGAGCAAUGCCACUGCCAGCAAGUGUCAGAUAUGGUGGAGUGUGCCUUGGUACCUCGUCGAAAUUCUUCAAUAUGAGUUGCAGUAUAAGGAGUACAGCAAGUCCUGGGAGAUCGCACUGAACAAGACACUCCCCAGUUCACUGCCCCAGGUCGAAAUUGAAGCCGUCGAGCUCCGCAGUGGCGUUGCUUAUGCUGCCCGAGUUCGGUGCAAGGUUUCUGAGAAUGAGGAUUCGUACCAUAGUCAGUGGAGCGAGUGGAGCCAGACAACAGUGUUUCAAAGAGCAGAACUGCCUGGAAAGAUCCUAAAUACCAGAACUAUGCUUUUCUUGUUCAUUCCUCUGAGUUUUGGCACCCUGCUGUAUUUAUUUUGGAAUUGCAAGCUUUCUUCAAGGGCAAAAGGCCUCUCCUGCUUCAACAUUCCCACACCAGCUGCUUUCUUUCAGCCUCUCUAUAAUUUGCACAAUGGGAAUUUUAAGGACUGGGUUGGACCUAACAAGGCUUGUAGCCAGCUCAGAAGAGAAGAGGCCAGCAAUUCAAACAAAGUGACUGCAGAUGAUGUUUCUGAUCUAAACACCCAAGAACAGAUUUCCCAGAUUUUUUCCUUGAAACCUAUGGAAAGCACAAAUCUGGUUGCUGCAGAUGAAAACUUUGUAUUUGCCUCAGUUCCAAGCCAGCAGUGUGUCCCCAGCAGGUAUGUAAGAGCAGAAGAGACAGAAGUGAAGCUGGGACUAUUGUUUGCACAAGCCCACGGUGAUGAUACAGUUGGCCUGAAAAUCUCUGAAAAAAUUAAAGCCAACCUUGAGAGCCCUAGCAUGGGAAGGAAUUAUUCCUCUCACUCACAGCAUGGAAAGGGUGACUUCCUUAUGCUUCAGGAACCUUGGGAAAUAGCAAAUGUGUCCUUCAGCAGUAGUGACUAUUGUACCUUAUGUGACAAUCAUACCACAGGAGGUUUGAUUCCUGCUGAACUACUGAAGCUCUCCAAUGGCAAUAGUCUUCUCAAACAUCAGAAUAAUGAGUGACCUUCCCUGAGGAAUACUGCCUACAAAGAUCUUUGUGCUGUCCUCUCACCUCCCAGCACUGUUUUCCCAAGUGGCUUACAUAGUGACUGUGCAGACAAUUACAAACAUCCAUCAUUUUUAGGUAAAUCCUCAAUUUCUGCACUUUAAAAGAAGAUUGUGACCAACUCCUCUGGCUAGCAAAUACUACUCCUACAAGCAUCACAAGGCCUGACUCCAGCAGCAUCUGCUGCCUCAGGGGACACAUGACCAUGGUCUUCCCUAAAUUAACCACCUGGCAGCAGUAAAAGUCCAGCAAUGCUCUAUUUAAGGAAGCAGCAGCAGAGCUGCUAUUUUUCCUCAGGAAGAGCUAUCGGAAUUGCGUGCCUCUCAGAAGCAGCAAUACCUGUAAUGUGCUGAACCACGACUUAAACUCCAUCGUUGUUUUAUAAAGUAGUACAGUUCUUCACAGAAACGUGGUAAACAAAUUUUGCUAAAAAGGGUAAUUUUGCUGCUUAAUAUUUGCUUCCUAAUAUGACAUUGAUGACUUCAAAUGGCUCCUGAUUUCUUCAGAAUUCAUAAUUGCUCUAUUUAAUCAGGCAGUGGCCUUGUUCUUUAUUACUCUGAAUGGCUGUAACUUUCUGCUGUGCGGUAACUGAGCCCCACGUACUGCUUUGAUUUUAACAACAAUUUAUUCCAAGGUUAAGUGCCUGGGCUGAUCUACUGGAGAAAGGUGAAAAGCAAGAAUAGCACAAAUGAGCUUUAUUUAAUCACAAAGCAGGCCAGGCCAACUGCCUCUCCAGGGCUUUUGGUAUUUCUCCAGAACUGAUGAGUCCUUUGCCUAUCUAUCUGCUCAACAGAACAGCCUUUCUGAGAUGAACCUCUGGAGGUCUACUUUCUGGCCUAGACACAGAAAACCCUAGAUGUGAUUGACUGCCCACCAAGCAGGUUCCUGGAGUCUUAGUUACAUCUCCUAGAUUUAAAGGGAGUUUUAGCAAGCAUACUGAGAAAUUUAUAGAUGCAGCUACACUAGCUGGCACAUGCAUACAUACAGUCACACAUAUUCAUUCCUUUGGGAGUGCUCCCCUUGAUUCUCUGGUGACUGUUAGCACUGAUUUGUUUUGACAAUGAAAAGAAAGAUUUCGGUUAUAAAUAACAAAGUGGAUUGAGACACCCUUCCCAAAAACAUGUGCUAAGCCAGAGAACUAUUGUGGAAAGUUUUCAUCUGGGAGAGAAGCAGCAACAGAAUGAGGAGUCCACACCCAGCUUGUGUGACAGCCACAGGAGGUGCCAGCAGUGAUUUUUGGCAUUGUAAGCAAAAGGCUUUUCUGAUAUGUGAAAAAAUAUCCCCUUUCUGGUCCCUCGUGCUUUUUAUCUUGUACAAACUAUUUUCAAGGAUGUUUUUUAUACUAUACCACCAUGUAAUGGCAGAAGAAUAUGAUGUUACUGUAAUUAACAGUAGCUAUAAUUUCCUCUGGAGAAGAAAAUCUGUAAAACAAGAUGUCUUUAGACACAUGUCUAAAGGAUUUAGGUGAUCUUAGACCCCCUAGUGUGACUUGAUGUAGUGUCCCAAAUUUCAAAUCUUCGUAAUCAGAUGGAUGCUUCCUGAAACUGUCAGAUCAAUUGUAUCUUAAAUCUCUCAGAUCUUGACAGCUGGAGCUUAUGAACGUGUCUGCACAGAAACUGAUCUGGUUUCAUAAAGUCCUAUUCAGUUAACAAGGUAUUCUGUACUGGUUACAGGAUAUCAGCAAAAGGAGAAUGGAAGCAAUUAUAUUCAGAGAUGAGUAGGGACCAGCAAGUCAGGCUAUGGAAGGGAGAGCCCAAAACUCCAUGAGAUACAGAAGCAAAAGGAAAUAGAGAGACUUAAUGUAGUAGUAAAUUACUUGAAAGAAAUGAAAAGCCAAAGAUGAUGCUGCCUGUGUCCAUCAGACAGGAAGACUACAAGAACUGACUCCACAGAUCAUGACAGGCUGAUGGUUAAAGAGCUGAAAUGAUACUGCGGCAUCAGCAGCUCUCCAGGAGAAUUCUAACAAAUUUAAGCUGCUUCUGCUUUUAUACAGCUACGUAUAAAAUGGGAACACUGCAAAGAGGAAAGGUUCCAUACAGAAUGUUGAUUGUAGCUAGAAAAAAAGAACAAAAUGCCUCUGCUUCACAAUUAGGUCUUUGGAACAAUUAAAGCCUCGUUUUUAU
This is a messenger RNA of Strigops habroptila (Kakapo), 4272 nucleotides long. Its product is annotated as interleukin-9 receptor-like. The transcript is spliced from 10 exons. Gene Ontology annotation, cellular component: membrane; external side of plasma membrane. Bases 679 to 2106 code for a protein of 475 amino acids. Gene Ontology annotation, biological process: production of molecular mediator involved in inflammatory response; cytokine-mediated signaling pathway; immunoglobulin mediated immune response. The record is from RefSeq and is a predicted model, not a curated record. NCBI's taxonomy places the organism in Eukaryota, Metazoa, Chordata, Aves, Psittaciformes, Psittacidae. Gene Ontology annotation, molecular function: protein binding; cytokine receptor activity.